Messenger RNA from Colletotrichum orchidophilum, 1461 nucleotides. RefSeq names its product kynureninase 2. The transcript is spliced from 3 exons. Gene Ontology annotation, biological process: NAD+ biosynthetic process. Lineage: Eukaryota; Fungi; Ascomycota; Sordariomycetes; Glomerellales; Glomerellaceae. The coding region runs from base 1 to 1461 and encodes 486 amino acids. Gene Ontology annotation, cellular component: cytoplasm. The record is from RefSeq and is a predicted model, not a curated record. Gene Ontology annotation, molecular function: kynureninase activity; pyridoxal phosphate binding.
AUGGAAUUCAACGCCUUUGCUGAGCAGAUCCGAUCUGGCCGUCAGGCUAAGUUUCCCACCAACGCAAGCACCCUCUCAUUUGCGCAGCAGCUUGACGCCCAAGACAAGCUAGCACAUUUGCGCGAUGAGUUUAUCAUUCCGACCAAAGCAAUCAUCACAGAUCCAUUGCUGAUUGCUCAAAAAGACAAUCAAAUUCUCAACGGUCAUGUAAAAGAGGUCAAUGGCACAAACGGAGUUCAUACAUCAACUUCAGAUGACGAGAAGCCAUCAGUCUACUUCUGCGGUAAUUCAUUGGGAGUUCCACCCAAAGCAGUCAAGGAUUACGUUCAUGCUCAAUUGGAGACCUGGGCAUCGAUUGGGGUGAAUGGUCAUUUUCAGGGGCUUGAAAACUCACCGCUUGUAUGCUGGCAAGACAUGGCAGAGGAUGUCGCGAAGAAAAGUGCGGACAUUGUUGGCGCUCUACCAGAAGAGGUUGUCAUGAUGAACACUCUGACCGCAAACUUGCAUUUUUUGAUGGCCAGCUUCUAUCGACCGACGGAAAAGAAGCACAAAAUUAUCCUUGAAUGGAGGCCAUUUCCAAGUGAUCACAUCCAGUGGCAUGGAUUGGAUCCGUCCAAGUCUAUGGUCCAGAUCCAGCCCGAUGAGAACUUCUACAUCUCCACCGAUCUCAUUAUGAAGACAAUUGACGAGCACGCGGAGGAGACAGCCCUCAUCCUACUUCCUGGUAUACAAUACUACAGUGGCCAGCUCUUCGACAUACCCCGCAUCACCGAAUACGCUCAGUCCAAGGGUAUCAUUGUUGGUUGGGACUUGGCCCAUGCUGCUGGAAACGUCGAGUUACGGCUUCACGAUUGGAAUGUUGACUUUGCCGCAUGGUGUACUUACAAGUACCAGAAUGCUGGACCGGGGUCAAUGGCCGGCGCGUUUGUCCAUGAAAAACACGGAAAAGUUGACACCAGUGAGGGUAAGCCCAAGUUUCGCCACAGGCUCACCGGGUGGUACGGAGGCGACAAAUCGGUGCGCUUCAACAUGGACAACAACUUCCUUCCCACUGUUGGCGCUGGCGGUUUCCAGGUCUCAAAUCCCUCGGCUAUUGAUCUUGCCUCACUCUCAGGCGCUCUAUCAGUAUUCAGCAAGACGACCAUGACCGACUUACGGACGAAGUCUCUGGUACUAACCGCGUAUGCGGAGCAUCUUCUCGAUGGCAUCUUGGCAGACGGCACGGGUAGCGAACCAUCAUUCAGAGUUCUUACGCCAAGAAACGCUCAUGAGCGAGGUGCUCAGCUGAGCGUUCUGCUCAAGGAUGGCCUGCUGGAACAUGUCGUGGAAGCUUUUGUUGAUGAAGGGAUCGUCUGUGACAAACGCAAGCCAGGAGUCAUCCGCGUUGCGCCAGUGCCAUUAUAUUGCACCUUCCAAGACGUGUGGAAGUUCAUGGAUACUCUGAGAAAGGCGAUUGUUUGA